This is a messenger RNA of Dama dama (fallow deer), 2907 nucleotides long. It is a transcript of the gene GATA2, whose product is annotated as GATA binding protein 2. Gene Ontology annotation, molecular function: zinc ion binding; RNA polymerase II cis-regulatory region sequence-specific DNA binding; DNA-binding transcription factor activity, RNA polymerase II-specific. Gene Ontology annotation, biological process: cell fate commitment; positive regulation of miRNA transcription; positive regulation of angiogenesis. NCBI's taxonomy places the organism in Eukaryota, Metazoa, Chordata, Mammalia, Artiodactyla, Cervidae. The coding region runs from base 136 to 1578 and encodes 480 amino acids. The transcript is spliced from 6 exons. Gene Ontology annotation, cellular component: nucleus. The record is from RefSeq and is a predicted model, not a curated record.
GCCCCGGAGAUCAUUUGAACCGCGCUUUGAGGGGGAAAAGGCGAUUACCUGCUCUCCUGAAGGCUCGGAACGACCGUCUCCCCGCGAGCCGACGCUGGGAUCGCGGCUGGCGACCCCGCGCCUCCGCCGCCGGCCAUGGAGGUGGCUCCCGAGCAGCCGCGCUGGAUGGCGCACCCCGCCGUGCUGAACGCGCAGCACCCCGACACGCACCACCCGGGCCUGGCGCACAACUACAUGGAGCCGGCGCAGCUGCUGCCGCCCGACGAGGUGGACGUCUUCUUCAACCACCUCGACUCGCAGGGCAACCCCUACUACGCCAACCCGGCCCACGCGCGAGCGCGCGUCUCCUACAGCCCGGCGCACGCCCGCCUGACCGGAGGCCAGAUGUGCCGCCCGCACUUGCUGCACAGCCCGGGGCUGCCUUGGCUGGACGGGGGCAAGGCAGCGCUCUCCGCGGCUGCCGCACACCACCACAAUCCCUGGACCGUGAGCCCAUUCUCCAAGACGCCCCUGCACCCCUCGGCCGCCGGAGGACCCGGGGGCCCCCUGUCCGUGUACCCAGGGGCCGGGGCUGGGGGCGGGGGCGGCGGCAGCUCUGUGGCCUCCCUGACCCCCACCGCAGCCCACUCUGGCGCCCACCUCUUCGGCUUCCCGCCCACGCCCCCCAAGGAAGUGUCUCCGGACCCCAGCACCACUGGGGCUGCGUCGCCGGCCUCCUCCUCCGCAGGGGGUAGCGCCGCCCCCCGGGGGGACGACAAGGACGGCGUCAAGUACCAGGUGCCGCUGGGAGAGAGCAUGAAGAUGGAAGGCGGCAGCCCCCUGCGCCCGGGCCUGGCCGCCAUGGGCACCCAGCCUGCCACUCACCACCCCAUCCCCACCUACCCCUCCUACGUGCCAGCCGCCGCCCACGACUACAGCAGCGGGCUCUUCCACCCCGGAGGCUUCCUGGGUGGCCCGGCCUCCAGCUUCACCCCGAAGCAACGGAGUAAGGCCCGCACGUGCUCAGAAGGCCGGGAGUGUGUCAACUGCGGGGCCACGGCCACCCCUCUGUGGCGACGAGACGGCACGGGCCACUACCUGUGCAACGCCUGCGGCCUCUACCACAAGAUGAACGGGCAGAACCGGCCGCUCAUCAAGCCCAAGCGGAGGCUGUCGGCCGCCAGGAGAGCGGGCACCUGUUGCGCAAAUUGUCAGACGACCACCACCACCUUAUGGCGCCGGAACGCCAACGGGGACCCCGUGUGCAACGCCUGCGGCCUCUACUACAAGCUGCACAACGUGAACAGGCCGCUGACCAUGAAGAAGGAAGGCAUUCAGACCCGGAACCGGAAGAUGUCCAGCAAGUCCAAGAAGAGCAAGAAGGGGUCUGAGUGCUUCGAGGAGCUGUCCCGGUGCGUGCAGGACAAGGCCUCCCCAUUCAGCGCCGCCGCCCUCGCGGGACACAUGGCGCCCGUGGGCCACCUGCCGCCCUUCAGCCACUCCGGACACAUCCUGCCCACCCCGACGCCCAUCCACCCCUCCUCCAGCCUGUCCUUCGGCCACCCCCACCCGUCUAGCAUGGUGACCGCCAUGGGCUAGGGACCACCCCCAUGGACUGACGGAUGGACGCCACGGACGCGCUCCCAGGGCGUGGGGGGACCUGGUGCCCAGCCGGCCGGCCCACCCCAAGACCGCAGCCCCGCCCGCCCAGCUGGACACGCACGGCCGUCACUGUGAAGCUGCUCCCGGGCAUGGAGGCGCCCAGGCGGGGUUUCUGCCGAGGACGACUGUGAGCGUGAAGGACGACUCUGAAGAGACACGAGCGGCCGAGGGACACUCGGGGGCCGCGGAGAAGCGGGAGUAGGCGGAGGAAUUUAUCUGGCUCUGGUUUCUCACAAGGAUGGCGAGAUUUGGUUCUCGGGGCCAAGUGCCACGUGGCCAGCCCGCCUGCCUGGCUCUGGGGGCCAGGUCUCUGGGGGGACCCGGGCCCCCUCCACAAGCGCCGAACCCAGCUGGGCUGAGCCUCUCCCAGGGGGCCGCGCGGGUCUCCGAGGGCAGAGACAAUCACGGGCGGCCCUGUGUGGAUUCCCAGGCCAGGGCUGGGUCACAGGAAGGAAGCGCUUUCUUGAGAGGGGAAACGUCUCCCACAUCGCUCCCUGGUCCUGAGGCUGGAGCCAGCCUGACUCGAGCGCCCUCCACAGCCCUGAGCCUCCGCCGCCGCCUCGGCCGGGGGGACCCUGUACAUACGUCCUUUUUUCUGCUAGCCCCUGAACCCCCCCUCUUCUCCAACACCGACGCAAAAGAGAAACAUAAAAAAAAGAAAGCCUGCAUAAGCUUAACUCGCUGACGAGUUGUUUUAUUUUUAAACUCUUCGGGUCCAGUCAAUUGUACAUGGCCACGAGUGCCCUUGCUGUGGAAAGGAAGAAAACCUACAAACCCAGGCUGUGGCUGGAGAGACGCUCAGAGCGCACCGUCCUCGGACGGGGAGCCGGGGGCCGGGGCUGCUCCAGGCCUCCGGGGGCUGACCCGGCAGGUGGGUCUGUCCCUGCACCCAGGCGAGGCCCGCGGGCUGCCGGGUCCCUCUGCGCCACGCUGUGGGUGUCUGGACCCUUCCCAAGGUACAGCUGUACAUAGCCGUGUCCGAGCGGAGAGCCUGCGCGGGUGCGGCGGCUGGCCGGGGCCGGCCCAGGAAGACGACUGUGCUGGUGUAGGCCAAGUGCAAUAGGGGGCACCACAGCCGGAAGUAACUUAUUUUGUACUAGUAUCCGCAUAAGAAGAAGAAUCGGCAGUAUUUUCUGGUUUUAUGUUUUAUUUGGCUCGUUUUAUUUUGGAUUAGUGAACUAAGUUAUUGUUAAUUAUGUACAACAUUUAUAUAUUGUCUGUAAAAAUUGUAUGCUAUCUUCCUAUUCCUUCAAAGUGAAUACUGUU